Messenger RNA from Micromonas pusilla CCMP1545, 462 nucleotides. RefSeq lists its product as uncharacterized. The record is from RefSeq and is a predicted model, not a curated record. Lineage: Eukaryota; Viridiplantae; Chlorophyta; Mamiellophyceae; Mamiellales; Mamiellaceae. Gene Ontology annotation, molecular function: serine-type endopeptidase activity. The annotation marks the transcript as partial. Gene Ontology annotation, biological process: proteolysis. The transcript has a single exon.
CACGGCACGCACGUCGCGUCCGUCGCGACGGGCUUCGGCCUCGGCGUCGCCAGGUGCGCGACGACGCACCCCGUGCGCGUCUUCAACGCGGACGGCCGAGGGACCACCGCGCGCGUCCUCGACGGCCUCCGGUGGGUCGCCGACCGCGUGAAGAACGGCACGAGUGGCGGCGCGCUUCGACCCGCGGUGGCGCUGCUGUCCAUCGGCGGAACCCGAUCGAGCGUCUUGAACGCCGCGGUGGACGCGUUGAGCGACGCGAGCGACGUCGUCGUCGUCGUCGCCGCGGGGAACCAGGGCGAGGACGCGUGCGCGCACUCGCCGGCGUCGUCGCGUCGCGCGAUCGCCGUCGGCGCGGUCGACGCGACCGAUCGAAGGCUGGGGUUCAGUAACUACGGGCCGUGCGUGGACGUGUUCGCGCCGGGGACGGACGUGCGCGGGGCGGUUUCAGCGUCGGUCUCCGCG